This is a messenger RNA of Chanos chanos (milkfish), 2247 nucleotides long. RefSeq names its product zinc finger, CCHC domain containing 8 (gene zcchc8). Gene Ontology annotation, cellular component: catalytic step 2 spliceosome. The record is from RefSeq and is a predicted model, not a curated record. Gene Ontology annotation, biological process: RNA processing. The coding region runs from base 1 to 2220 and encodes 739 amino acids. NCBI's taxonomy places the organism in Eukaryota, Metazoa, Chordata, Actinopteri, Gonorynchiformes, Chanidae. Gene Ontology annotation, molecular function: zinc ion binding; RNA binding. The transcript is spliced from 14 exons.
AUGGCGGAUGUCGAUUUCGGUGACAGCGAACUGUUUGAGCAGUUCGAGGAUAAUAGGCCAGUACCAGUGCAUACACAUUUUUCAGAUGCCGAAGACGAUCCAGGUGAACUCUCUGAACUCCGGGAGAAAUUAGCGGAAUACGAAGAUACCAUAGACCGGCUAAAAACAGAGAAUCAGGAGCUAAGGAGGAAGCUGAAUGUUCUGAGUCGACCUCCAGGUGUCCUCAUAGAAAAUGCUAAAAUUGAUGGCCCACUUCUCCAAAUUCUUUUUGGAAAUAAUAGCAUCUCCAAGCAGUGUCAUCAGGAGAUUGAGGACUUCAUCUUUAGUCUGGUCCAGAGACACCAGCAGCAGAGGAGCAAUGAGAGAGAGGGUUCGGCCACGAACGCCAGCCCUCAGUGUUCUAGUUUUGUCAUGGAGGAGAGAUACAAAGUGGACACAUCAGCCACGUCAGUGACCCUUAAAAAGAUCAAGGAUGCUUUCAGUGUGGUGGGAAGUGUGCUUUAUUUUACCAGUUUCUGUCUGGAUAAACUCGGCCAGCCCCUGCUGAAUGACAACCCUCAGCUGACCGAUGGCUGGGAAGUCCCCAAAUAUCAGCAGGUCUUUGGCCAGGUCAUUGCCUUGGAAGGUGAAGAAAUACAGAUUAAGGAGAAAAGGCCCAGGCCUUGCUGUUUUAAUUGUGGUGCUGAAGACCACCAACUCCGAGACUGUCCAAAGCCCAAAGACAUGGCUCGAAUCAGUGAGAAGCGGAAAGAAUUUUCACAGGGAAACAAUCAGAGCAACCAGCGCUACCAUGAGGAGGAGGUGGAAGAGCGCUUUGCUAAGUUUAAACCAGGGAGAGUAAGUGAGGAGCUUCUGGAUGCACUCGGGGUUUCAGAGAACACUCUUCCGCCCUUCAUUUACCGAAUGAGGGAACUGGGCUACCCCCCAGGCUGGCUGAAGGAAGCAGAGAUGGAGAACUCAGGCCUCACACUCUAUGACGGAAAGACAUCGAGUGAUGGAGAAGAGAACAGUAGCCAUGGCCAGAAAGUGUCCUAUGAUGUCUCCAAACUAGUGGAUUUCCCCGGUUUCAAUGUAACUGCACCAUCAGGGGUAAAAGAUGAGUACAGGAUGUUUGGCUCCAUCCCAAUGCAGCACCAUCACAUGAAACAUAAUUUUGCUGCGUAUUUGUCCAGUGCUUAUCCUACGCCUGGGUCAAACUGCAAUAAGAGACGUCACGGGUCUGAAUCAAGCCCUCACCAGACCAAAAAACGGCGGUCCAACCCAGAGUCCUCCAGAGGUUCGGACAUGGAUGUUGACACAGAUCAGGAAAGCCCUGCCCGCCCAUGGAGUUCAGAUGGCUUCCAGUUUCAACCUCCACUUCCUAUUGGCUCUCCCUCCUUCGGCACGCCUCCUCCCCUACCACCUGGAACACCCCCGGUUACCCCUACACCACCCCCACUCCCAAAAGGCACCCCUCCUCCAACACCCCCUGCCAAUGGGUCUCUGUUGGUACAGAGCGAGGGGGAGAUGGGAGUCGGGAGUGAGGAGGACGGACUGACCCUGGAGGAGCUGGAGGAGCAGCAGAGGCUUAUCUGGGCUGCUCUAGAAAGCACUGACAUAGCAACCAACAGCGAUUCUGAGACCGGUGCCAUGGAAACGCCUGUUCCCAGCUCUCCCAGUGUCACCACAACCGCACAGCUGGAUGCUGAGAUAGAGGAGGGUGAAGAGGAUGGAGAGGUGCGGACGGAGGAGACUACAAGCCGCAACGGUGAAGAGCUGAGUGCCGUUUCAUCCCCCGCGGAGGUCCUGAUGAUGGAAGUGGGAGAAGAUCAGAGCAAAAAUGAAUCAGACACAGACAGCCUUCCAAAGCAUAGUCAUGGAGACCAGAGCAAAGUGGAGUCAUUUGGUUAUGAGGAGUUCAUCGUCCUGGAUGAAAGUGGGGAUGAAGAUAGCGGUAAGGAAAAGGAUGUCUCCAGCCAAGCUGUCUCUGAAGAGGGUAAUACACCACAGACGUCUGCUCAGGAUGCUCCUCCAUCAGAGAAGCCUGAUGAUGGAGAGGAGGAGGAGCCAGUGGCAAGUAAGAUAACCUCCGUCCCUCACCGCAGCAAGUUUGCUGAGGGUAUCAUUCCAUUCGAGGACACGCCUGAGUUUACAGAGGUUGCUGAGGCAACCGGAGUCUACCUCAGGAUUCGGGACUUGCUCAAAGGCUCCCCGCGUAAUCAGGCCAAAAACAAAAAGUAAACUAGGAGAGCAUAGUCAGAGAACAUA